AUGGACGUCACAUCCAAUCCCUCGUCAUCAAAUGACCAGGCACCCAGCAUGUCCAGCCAAGGAGACCAGCCGUCAGAAAUCGCCCUCUUCGAGAAGUUAAAGGCAUAUCCGUUCACCGCGGAUCGCGAGUUCGCCAAGGGCCUUGCGAUCAUUCUGCAACAUCCAGACGUGCCCGCGAGCGAAGAUGAAGUCAAUCGCACAGACGAUCUUGUUUUACAAGCCAAGUGCUUUUAUUUUUCGAGGAAAGAAAACCUCCCCAAGGCCAUUGAUUUCACCGCGUUCAAAACCUGGUUGCAAUCUGGGCCGCAAAACGAGAGCGCCCGGAACGUCCCUACAGAACCCCAUACUUUGACGACAGACACGUCCGCGGACCAAGCUAGCGCUCCAACGCCCGCGCCACCUACCCAAGAGCCUACCUAUCCGUCUUCGUUCGCCCACAUCGUCGAGCUUAUCACCACAGGCCAACCAAUUCCUGGCAUCCAGCAGAUACCGGAUACGGUGCUAGAAGGGCACGACACCCCCAGUACCAAACCGAGGAGGCGCAAACCGUGGGAAAAGGAGACCACUGAAGAAACUUGUUCAACGUGA
This is a messenger RNA of Aspergillus terreus NIH2624, 588 nucleotides long. RefSeq names its product DUF5572 domain-containing protein. The record is from RefSeq and is a predicted model, not a curated record. Lineage: Eukaryota; Fungi; Ascomycota; Eurotiomycetes; Eurotiales; Aspergillaceae. Bases 1 to 588 code for a protein of 195 amino acids. The transcript has 2 exons.